Molecule: messenger RNA, 6366 nt
Organism: Hyaloperonospora brassicae
Lineage: Eukaryota; Oomycota; Peronosporomycetes; Peronosporales; Peronosporaceae
Source: the annotation of a GenBank genome assembly
AUGGCCGCGCUGCGUGAGCUGCUGCUGGCUGCCGAGCGCGCCCCGCAGCCUCUGGACGACGCUAUCCUGUCGUUCGCGCGCGCGCUCUUGCUCGAGCCGAUAGCGACAGACGCAUCGCCGCCGCGUUUGCCGUCCCGAGACGAUGCGGUCGCACUGAGUCGCCAGUUUCUAGCCCUUUAUCCGCAGGGAGAGCUCUUCCUGCGCGUGUGGCCCGAGGGCCGCGGCGCGGGCAGUCGCUACGCCAAGCGCGAUACUUUUGCAGUGUUUCUGCACGUGGUGACGCACUUGCUGCACGUCCAGCAGCAGUUGGACGCCGCGCAAGCCGAAGCGUUUGCACUCCGAGUCGUGCGGGAGAAGACGACGCAGUUGGAGACGCUCUUGAGCUGGAGCGACAAGCCGUGGAUUGAGUUUCGAGUGCUGGAGCUGAUGACGGCCGUGACAAACGGGAGCCCCGUCGCCGCGCGAGAACUCGUGCGGGUAUUCAAUUUCCAGUCUCCGGCGUUUGUCAAGUUGGCGACGAGGCGGUGGAAACGACACGAAGACGUAGCGGGACAGGAGGCACCUGAUCGAAAGCAUGCUCCGGCGCAGCUGCGAGCAGCCUACGUGGACUUGGUGUUGGCCUUGACGGCGUGUCCGGAUAGGAGCGUGCAUCGCUUUGCAAUGAAAGAAGGAGGUGUGACGGCGUCGCUGUGCAAGAGCGUGGAUGGAGAUUCGAUCGAGAUGCUGACGACGCUAUUUGCGCGACUGGGGGAAAGUGUGCUGUACAAUGAGGACGUCGAGCGCAAGAGCAAGUUGGCCGUAUACAACGGCACGUGUGUGCAUCAAGUGCUAGCGCUGUUGCACGUGGAAGGCGAUGCGGAUGUGCGGGACACGGCGCUGGGGGUGCUGCAUGCACUGUUCUUUGACGACAGCGCGCUGUAUGUAGUCCCGCAGAAACACGCGCUGCGACUCUUUUUGUCCAAAUCGGCGAGUGCUCAGAGUGACGAGGAGGUGAUCACGUCGGAGCAGGCGUAUGCACUCAAGGUGAUUCGAAACGCUGUCGCGACCAUUGGUGUGAAUGAGCUCUUGCGCAGCGCACAAGCACAGACGCUUGUGAUGCAGUUUCUUGCAAAGUACCCGGGAUUUCUGUCGGAAUACCUCGCUGCGUUAUCACUUCAGCUUGAACCGAAGCCAGUCUAUCGAUGGUUUUGCGUUGCUUCCUUGGUGCAGAAAUUACUGUCCUGCCCGCUAGACGCGAUUGCAGUGGGAAUGCCGACAAACGACAACCGGGACGCUCAGCACUCGUGGUGUUCUGCAUCGACCUUUGCGUCACGGCUUAUUGCACCAGGAAACUUCCGCAAGGAGCUCUCCCGUGGCAUCCAGCACAGCAACAAAUUAGUGGUCUACUCGUGUCUCUGCAUAAUCGAGGCGAUGCUAAAUCGGUAUGUACGCGUUGCCCCGCUGUUGCAAGACCUGGGCUUUGCUUCCAAAGUGCGAUCAGAGUUGCGGUUUCUACUUCCGAGCCCAGAGGCGCUUGUGUCGUUGUUGCUCAAGUUGUGUGCAUCACAGGAGCGCAGCGUUGCGCUCAUUUACUUGCGCGUGCUCACAGUGUUUCGUCUCUAUAUGGAAUGCCUCCCUCAAGCUAUGCGUGAGAUAAAGGUCGAUUUCACGAAGACGCUAACGUGGCAAUACUUGGAUUGUCCUACCGACGGUACAACUAAGGGCGUCGUGUCGACAACACCGCUCCAGAACUUGAUCGUGAGUGAGAUGCUGCGAUUUCUGCUUGCGAUGGACGUCCCUCGUCUUCGAUUUCUGUUCACUAGUGGUAGUUCUGACUAUCGCUCGAAGCUCCAGCAAAUGCUGCUGUUGUACGUAUCAACGGCAAGUUCCUCCGUGCAAGAGCUUGCGGGUCAGGUGCUUCGGCGCACGUUGCUGGCUUCGGACAUCUUUGGACUGACAACACAAGGAGAAGAGAAUCACGAGAUUGGUGGUCUUGCAAAUGACGAAGUCUCCUUUUGGCUCGAGAGUUUACGCCAGGGUGGCGGAAAAGUCUGCGCUGUGUUCACGGAAAGUCUCGCGCGCGUUGUGAUGGCCGAUCCACUCAAAUAUGUCGCAAUUGGUCGCCGUGCUGUAACACCUGCACACUCUUCGUCCUCACUUAGUCCAAUGACUGUGGCGCUAGUAGAAUUUCUCAGCUCGCGCAUGGGAGUAGCUGGGAACGCAGACCUGUCAGUAUAUCGUGCCGACUCGUGUGUGGUAGCGUUUGCUGCACGCAUUUUGCUAGCGUUGAUGCCGACGAGCAAGCAUCCGCAGCAAUUGGUCGCGCUGGUUGCAAGCAGCAAUGCUUUUUUUGCGGAUACGGAGAGUGCGUCACAACCACAUCAAGACGAAGACGACAAAGUCCGCAGCAAUAACUUGAAAGGCAAGAAACGAAAGCGGUCGGAUGAGACGAUGCGUGGAAGUGAUGCUUACGUGUGGCUCAAGACGACUUGUGAAGCACUUGUGUCAGGAAAGUGUCAGUCGAGCAACGUUGCCACCCCUAGGAAAGCGACGAAAGCUGGCACAAAGUGGCACCACCAGAGCGAUGUGAAUGCGCUGGCUACCGCUAUAGUUGCAAUGACGCCAUCGUGCUUCGUUUCAUCCUGGGAUCAAGUCGUUUGCAACUGCGCUGAAGUAGCAGCGAAUUUCGGCCCCAUUCUCCACUAUCUAUCCGGGCGAGGAAACGUGGACAUUCUUUCAUUGUUGAGCCGACGUGUGACGCGAUCGGCGACGAAAGACAAGGAGCAGCAACAACAGCAGCAGACGUCCGAUUCGUCUCCUGUCGAAACGUUCACAGCGACGGUUCCUUUGUACAUUGUCCUGCAGCAUGUACUGUUCAGCAUCUCGAGUCAAGAUCGCGACGAACAAAACUCGACGAUCACUACGAUGCUAUGGUUGGUGAAGAGUCGAGUCGAAAAUCAUCAGGUUGCAGCUACGGAUGCAGCGCGCAUGUGCGAACAGCUACUGUUUUUCUUCGCAACAAGUGACCACGGCUUCUCCGAAAUCGGUUACGCCAGACUUUGCAAGCUGCUUGUACAAUUGCUGACGAUCUGCAUUGUUCAGGGCGAGACGAACGGGUUAACCUCCAGCAUUGUUUCACGCAUUUUCGCCAAACUUCGAGCUGUGAUCGCUGGUAGCUCUAGCUCUGCUAUCCAGCGUCAGCUAUACGCCGUGGAGAUUGUGGCUGUGCGAGUGUACUCGAGCAUCAAUCCGGACUCAAACCUGGACAUGCUGUGCGAUUUCGCCGAUCUGCAUCAGUGCGCAAGCGUACCCUUUGUGGCUGUGUUGGCCUCACUCGUUCCUCCCAGCACUCGUAUCACAGUACUUGACAGGCUUUUGCACCACGCUAGCGCCCGGGCUCUUCCUGCUCCACGCGCAGUACUUCUUGAGCGUCUGCUUGAAACACUUGGAAAGUGUGGGACGGAUGAGCGUCAACGACCGUGUGACGUCCAUACGCGCACGAAGUUGCUCACGCAGAAGCUCUGGCUGCUACUGUGCAGCGAAAGCAGCCAGCGGAAGCUGUCGUUUUUUGUGGCUGGAUUCACGGUACUGGGACGCCUGGGCGGUGUCGAUGCUUCAACGGCCGUGCCAUGCAUCGCAACUUCUCUUGUGCCACUCGUGGUGCGAAGUGCGCACGUGACGUCAAGCCAGAAGCCCUGCACUGAAAUGCUGACAGCGAUUGCUACAGCCAUUCGAAGUGGCAACGAGAUUGCAGCGUUUCCGGUUGUCUUCGAGGAGCAGCUCAUGCAGCAGAUCCAGCAAGUGACGGAUGAGCGCGUGAAAUGCCGACUGAUAGGGGCGCUGUACGAUGUGUUCACGCGGGUAGUGCAUCCCGAGCUUCGAGCACUCUCAGUCGACUUGAUGCCAGUCUGUUACCAGCAUGUGCUACUAACGGCUCACGAAGAGUGCUCAGCAGAGCUUGCACUGAUAAGGCACUUGUGUACGGAUGCGUCUUCGAACAGGAACGCAAUGGCGCCUGGUGUGUCUCUUCGUGCCAUGCUCAAAGAGCUAGCAAGAUCUCGGUGCGACGAGGCGUUGUCGUCCUCGCAGCUGCUUGCUCUCCUCUUCCUGUCGCGCAGCAGUGGCUAUCCCGACAGUGCAGCAGUAGAUCUACUGCUACUCCUCAUUCGAAGCGGGGUUUGCAGUCUCAAGGCAGUGCACGCCAAAGCGGAUGAGCGCGCGGUACGCAGCUGUGACUGGCCUUACGACUUCGAGGCCACGAUGCUUCUGGUGGAGAGAGCUAUCGGACUCCUGCAGCAUGAAAUGCACGAGAAACAAUUGUCAGCUCUCAAAAAGGUACUUCCGCUAUUUGCUGCGAUGCGUGAAGGUGUCCGAGAACGUACGAGCAAGUGGGCAUUCGGGAAGUUUGUGGGUAUGUCAGCGGCAUUGCUGCGUCUCGCGGGAAACGAUGCAGGCGCAGUCGAAUACGAUUUUGUAGCUCACUUUGACGCCGUCGUGCAACACCCCUGCUUCGCAACGAGUCUGCAAGACGGCGACAACAAAGAAGUACAGCUGUUGGUCGCUCGGGUCGUCGCACAACUUGUUCGCAUCACGAAGAAGUACACACGCCCGCUCUUGCAGACGUUGCUGGCCUCAUAUUCAAUGUCGCUCUCCCGUUUCGAUCGCGCUUUGCGGGUGCUAUUUGACGAGUUUGAAGCUCAGAAACAAGAUGGCAUGACGUUGGCGAGCAUGGGCUUCCGCUUUGGCGCAUCGUGUACGGUCUCGCCAGCAGCUGCUAUCCCGGCGUCAUCGAAAGGGUUUCACAACGACUUGGUUGACGACUCUGCCUGGGUCCUUGGAGGAGGUCUUGAGCAAGAUCGUGUUCGUGCGACCAUUGAGCGCUUUCCGCUCACGCGUACAGUGUCAACGACGAGCGACGCACAUCUCCUGCAUCUCGACGAAGAGCUCUUUGCUGUUGACGAACCCAAUGACGACGCUGAGCAGGCACUGUUUGCGGAUGGUGAGCAGCCGAUAGAAGGCUACGACCCAGCGUUCCUCUUGCCAAUGCUAUCGUCGUUCAUCGCGUCGUCCAACUUGCCCGAUAGUGGCAUUGUGCAGCAUGGCCUACUGGGCGUUGCAAUUCGCGCGACGUCGUCUGACAAUGAGGAAAUGCGCACGUAUGCUUUCGGCAUCCUGGCACAUUUGCACGAGUCGUUGCAAGCGUUGUCCGAGACGUCGAGCGACUUCAAGGCGGGGCGUCAGGUGCAUCUAUUGCUGGAUGUAUUCCGUCGAGGGAUUCUCGAGCCACUGAAGCAAGUGCCGUCGGUCGUGACGGUGUUCCUCAAUGACGCCCUUGCUGUUUUACUGCGUCCAACACACGUGUUGUACCCGCAAGUGAAUCACUUCCUGCUAGCGCGCCCCGCAAUGGAUGUGGCUGAUGUGCCAAUGUUCUACUCGCUGUUCAACAGCCGAGCACCCCUGACUUUUCGGCAAGAGCGAUCGUGGCUUCUUCACACCCUUCGUCGCGGCAUACGCAACGAUGACGACGUGGUAUUGCUUGUACGCCGCCACGUGCUUCCGAUGCUGAUGAGCUUUUACACUUCGGAACUCGCGGAUACGCACACCCAGCCGCUGAUCACGAACAUUCUCGUUGAAACACUGCGCACGCCGUCAGGCGGAGUUUAUCUGGUCACAAAGACAGCAUUGCUGGAAUGGUUGGCGGCACAAUUCGUACGAUACGGAGCUGCUCGUUUGCCUGCGAAAUCGCGCAAUGAUGCAUCGAUUGGAUCGACAUCGCGUCCGGCUUCAUUGACGCUGCUGCGCCCACUUCUGACGGUUUUCGAGCAAGCACUACGCGAUGAUGGGAUCUGGAAUGCACUGGACGCUGCCCAUCAACAUGCAGCAGCUCUGCAAGCAGCAAAUGCGUUUGCAUGUCUGCAUUCAGCUAUUGCGGCGCAUCGCGCUGGCACAAAGAUCGACUCUUCAGUCACGAGCAAGGUUGGCCUCAUUGCGAAAUCAGUCGUCCGUCGUGCUGGUCUCGUGUGCUCCCUCGAGUUGCUGCACAGUGCUCUUGAAGUGGUCCAGCAGCACUCUGCCAAGCCCGAAAGUGCGUGUAUCGAAGUGGCCGAGACAGUAGCCAGCAAUCUCAGCCAAUGGCUGCUGCAACACCGUCACUAUGAAGCCCAGAAGCAGCGGUUUCAGGACUGGGCGCUGCUGCUGCGUCAAGUGGUUUCGGUACUUGUCUCGUGCGACAGCAAUGUGGUGCCAAGUAAGCAGCAGCGAGCAAGGUGGUCCCUUGAACAGCUCAAGUCCGUCUUGGAUCAAUUGCCGACACUGAAACAACUCGUGUUAGCACCUGCGACUACGGAAAACGCACCGAGCGUCGUUUCUGUGCCUGCACUGUUCUAG